This is a messenger RNA of Helianthus annuus (common sunflower), 2487 nucleotides long. Its product is annotated as protein NYNRIN-like. The transcript has a single exon. The record is from RefSeq and is a predicted model, not a curated record. Lineage: Eukaryota; Viridiplantae; Streptophyta; Magnoliopsida; Asterales; Asteraceae. Gene Ontology annotation, biological process: DNA integration. Gene Ontology annotation, molecular function: RNA-DNA hybrid ribonuclease activity; nucleic acid binding. Bases 1 to 2487 code for a protein of 828 amino acids.
AUGAAAUUAAAUCCAGCCAAGUGUUCGUUUGGUAUGGAAGAAGGGAAAUUCUUGGGCUUCAUAGUCACCAAUGGCGGAUUUAAGGUGAAUCCAGAAAAAAUCCAAGCAAUAGAGCGCAUGCCAUCCCCUAAAACAAUCAACGAGAUGCAAAGGCUAGCCGGUCGCCUGGCCGCGCUCAACCGCUUCCUGUCAAACCACGCCGCAAAGUCGUAUCCUUUCAUAACUACUUUGCGCAACUGUGUAAAGAAGCAGGAAUUCAAAUGGACGCCUGAAGCAGAAAGCGCUUUUCAGCAAAUGAAGGAGUGUUUGAUCGAACUCCCAACGUUAACCGCGCCGUUCGAAAAAGAGCCGCUCAUCUUGUACUUGUCAUCAUCAGACAAGGCAGUGGGUUCAGUGUUGCUUGUAGAAAGAAACGGGGUCCAAACUCCAAUCUACUAUGUCAGUAGAAUGCUCACAGACCCAGAAACGAGAUACUCCACGAUGGAGAAACUGGUACUAGCACUAUUACAUGCCUCAAGAAGGCUACGCCGAUACUUCACAGGCCAUGUCAUCACCGUACUGACCAACUUCCACAUUGGGACGAUAUUGCAAAAACCAGAGACAUCCAGGCGAUUAGCGAAGUGGGCGAUCGAGCUGGGGGGCCACAACAUUUUGUAUAGGCCACGCCCAGCCAUCAAGGGUCAAGUCCUUGCAGACUUUAUCACCGAAGUCCCAGCGGAAAAAGUCAAAGAUUGUGAAGUCGUUGAAGCUCCCAAAAAAGAUACAUCAGAUGGAUUGUGGUUCCUAUACACAGAUGGUGCCUCAAACGAGGAUGGCUCAGGAGCCGGGUUGCGCCUGGUCAGCCCUGAAAAGCACGAAUUUACAUACGCUAUCAGGUUGGAUUUUAAAAACACCAACAAUGAAGCGGAGUACGAGGCAUUUCUGGCAGGCUUGCGCCUCGCCAUUAAAAUGGGAGCUAAGAAUUUACAAGCGCACGUCGAUUCACUUCUGAUCGCCAGCCAAGUCAACGGAUUCUAUGACGCGAAAGGCGACGUUAUGGCCUUAUAUCUGGAUCAAGCAAAAGAGCUGCUGCAGAAAUUCACGACAUACAGGGUCGUACACAUCAAUCGAUCUGAAAACAAACAGGCAGACGCUUUAAGCAAGCUCGCGUCAACUUCCUUUCAGCAUCUUGCAAAGGAGGUAAGGAUCGAAGUGCUCAAAAAUCCAUCGGUCCUGCUGCGCCAGGUGAACGUGAUCGAAAUGGGGCAACCAUCCUGGAUGACCCCUAUAAUUCGCUAUCUGAAGGAAGGGAUACUCCCAGAAAGCAAAGCAGAGGCACGAAAAGUCCAGCACAAAGCCUUGCAAUAUGAAAUGAAUGAUGGUAUUCUGUAUCGGAGAUCCUUCUUAGGUCCCUUGUUGCGCUGCGUGGAUCCCCAAGAUGCAAAUUACCUAAUUCGAGAGAUCCAUGAAGGGAUCUGUGGUAUACAUGCGGGACCACGCAUGGUUGUCGCAAAAAUCAUGAGCGCUGAAUAUUAUUGGCCAGGGAUGCAUGUCGACGCCCUGAAGGAGCUGCGCAAAUGCGACUCCUGUCAGCGGCACUCUCCAAAGACCUUGCGCCCCAAAAAUGAUCUUAUCCCAGUGUCCACUGCUUGGCCUUUCCAACAGUGGGGGAUUGAUAUGGUGGGACCCUUCCCAGAUGCCCCAGGAGCCGUAAAGUUUAUAAUCGUGGCUGUCGAUUAUUUCACCAAGUGGGUGGAAGCCAAAGCCCUCACAUCAACCACUGCCAUGAUGGUGCGCAAGUUCAUCUGGGAGCACAUCAUCUGCAGAUUUGGUCUUCCACUCAAGAUCGUCACAGACAUCGGUACCAAUUUUGCCUCGGAGGACCUUAAAAAAUGGAUGAAGGAAAAGAAGAUAGAGCACACCUUCUCAUCCGUUGCGCACCCUCAGGGAAACGGUCAAGUGGAAAGCGUAAACAAAAGCAUCGUGGAGGGGAUAAAAGCCCGACUGGGCACAAAGCGCAGAGGUUGGGUAGAUGAGCUCCUAAGCAUCCUAUGGGCUCAUCGAACCAUGCCGAAGACAAGCACCGGCGAAACUCCUUUCAGCCUAGUAUACGGCUCAGAAGCAGUUAUCCCGGCAGAAGUUGGUCUCCCCUCACCACGAUUGACAGCAGUCAAUACGAUCGACAAUGAAGCAGAGCGCCAUCUCGACCUGGAUCUCUUGGAAGAAAGACGCGAGAUCGCGCGCAUUAAAGAGGCGAAAUACAAAACACAACUAGAGAGGUAUUACAAUGCACGAGUUCGUAUUUGUACCUUCAAUCCAGGAGAAUAUGUUUUCCGUGACAACGAAGCUUCAAACGCCGAACGCCCUGGAAAGCUAGCACCCAAAUGGGAAGGCCCGUACUUGGUCCAUGAGGUGCUAGGAAAAGGGGCGUACAAAUUGCGAACGUUGGAUGGCCAUAUCAUCCCACGCACAUGGAACGCGCAACAAUUGCGCAAGUGCUAUAUGUAA